AUGCCAGAUAAGGUUGUGAUUUCGCCCCAAUGGGCUAUGUGGUCCCUUCCAAUGCUUCAUUGGCGUGUUGGGUUGCUCACUGCCUUGGUUUUGGUUGCAAUGUUUGUGAUUUGGAGCAUUGAUGGGUGCACAGUUAAGAACAUUCAAGCUUGGAGGUAUCAACAAGAUUAUCUUGAUGAUGUAAGGUUUCAUACUCCUAAUUUAACUCUUGUUUCUCCAUAUAGUCCUGUGAACUUCACUCUGUAUGAAAAAAUAGGCAAGAAGUCCCUUCCAGUUGAGGGGCAUGAUAGUUGGGUUUCAACUGUGUUAGAACCCAACUUCACUUCAAAUCUCAUAGCUAGAUGGUCAGCUCGUGGAGGUGUGCCCUGUAAAGAUUCCAAGGCUGUAGAGAUUGCAAUUCCUGGGUUGGAUGGUGGGGAGGUCAUAGAGCUUUCAGCUGGUGAUGUGCAUGAAUUUGGUUUUCAAGCACUGGAUGAUUCAGGGAAGCCUCGUUGUUUAGGUGGGGACUACUUUGAGACUGAUCUUUCAGGGGAAUCGUGGAAAUCUAGGCCUUUGGUGAAAGAUUUCAGCAAUGGUUCUUACUCAAUUUCACUGCAGGUUCAUCCAGAUUUUGAUGGGGUUUACAAUCUUACUAUUAUCCUGCUCUAUAGACACUUUGAAGGUCUGAAGUUCACCCCAUGGAGGUUUUCUUAUGACCGAAUGCUGCGAAAUGUUACAAUCAGAUUCUACAAAAACGGUGUUCAGCUACCAGAACUGCAGGCUUGUAAGGCUUCUGAUUUUGGCAGGGAUGUGUGGAGUGGAAGGUGGACAAGGCAUGGAAAGAAUGAUGACUGCACCAUAGGAAAUGAUGGUAGGUACAGGUGCCUUGGGCCGGAUUUUCCAUGCAAAGCUCCUUGGUGUGAUGGUUCCUUGGGAAUUCUGGAGAGUAAUGGUUGGGUGUAUUCAACUCAUUGCUCAUUCAAGUUGUAUUCAGCGGAGUGUGCUUGGAAUUGCUUGCAGAACAGAUGGAUUUUCUUCUGGGGCGAUUCAAAUCAUGUUGACACGAUAAGGAAUAUGCUCAACUUUGUGUUAGACUUGCCUGAAAUACAUUCUGUCCCUAGAAGAUUUGACAUGAACUUUUCCAACCCAAAAGACCCUUCUCAAACAGUUAGGAUUACAAGCAUCUUCAAUGGGCAUUGGAAUGAAACACAAAACUAUCUGGGGUUGGAUUCUCUGAGAGAUGAAGGGUUUCAAAAUUUGCUAAAGAAAUACUUCUCAGAAGAUACCAUUCCGGACGCUGUGAUCAUGAACUCCGGCUUGCAUGAUGGAGUCCACUGGCGCAACAUAAGAGCAUUCUCUGUUGGAGCAGACUAUGCAGCAUCCUUCUGGACAGAUAUUAUGAAGACAGUGAAGCAAAGAGGGUUGGCAUGGCCAAGAGUGUUUUACCGGACUACGGUUGCGACUGGUGGAUAUGCAAGGUCACUAGCAUUCAAUCCUAACAAGAUGGAGGCUUUCAAUGGUGUUCUGUUGGAGAAAUUGAAGCAAGCAGGAGUUGUAUCUGGUGUGAUUGAUAACUUUGAUAUGACAUUUCCAUGGCAUUUUGAUAACCGGUGUAACGAUGGAGUACACUAUGGAAGAGCUCCAACAAAAAUGAAGUGGAGAGAUGGCCAAAUUGGACAUCAAUAUUUCGUGGACCUCAUGCUAUCUCAUGUUCUCCUCAAUGCUCUAUGUGCAAGAUAG
Sphenostylis stenocarpa is the source of this 1719-nucleotide messenger RNA. NCBI's taxonomy places the organism in Eukaryota, Viridiplantae, Streptophyta, Magnoliopsida, Fabales, Fabaceae. The record is from the annotation of a GenBank genome assembly.